AUGGCGAGUGAGAAGGACGCGUCGCCACAAGCACUAUUUCCAUGCGAUGUCAUAUAUGAAAUCCUGCUGAGGCUCCCUGUGAGGUCUCUUUUGCGAUGCAGGUGUGUGUGCAAGCAAUGGAAGUCAAUGAUCUCCGAUACCCACUUCGCAAAAUUGCACCUUUCUAUGUCCACGGUGGAUCCAACCUUGACCCACCACCGGUUGCUGAUACCCACCAGAAACGGCAACGGAGAGUUAGGAUCGUGCUCCGUGAAAUCAAUAUUUAACAACCCAUUAACUCUUUCUGAGGAUGUUGACUUCACCAUGAGGCGCAAUUACCAACUCUGUGGGUCCUGCAAUGGGUUGGUGUGUUUCAUUCAUCAAAGUCAAACCCAUGCCCGGUUGUGGAACCCAUCUACAAGGUUGUUGUCCAGAAAAACUCCGUCUAUGUAUGUAGAUGGUGAUGAGAUUGCCUUGUUUGAUGGUUUUGGUUAUGAUCACGUGAGUGACAAGUACAAGGUGGUUCUUGUUUUUCGUGAUCCGAGGUCUAAUGAAGUGCACAAAACUAUUACCAAAGUUUAUGCAUUUGGUGAUAGAUCUUGGAAAACAGAACGGAAUUUGAAAUUCGCUGGUUAUCCCGUGUCUAUGCAUGAUGGGAAAUUUGUGUGUGGCAAUUUGAAUUGGGUGGCAAAUAGAGCUAAAUCUAUUAACCGUCCUGAAUGGGAAAUGCUUUCUUUUGACCUGGGAAAGGAUACAUUUAGCAAUGUGUUGCUGCCUGAUUUUGGUGAUGACAAUCCUCUUUACCUUGAACAAGCUGUCUUGAAAGACUGCCUUUGUGUUUCUUAUGACUGUGAAAGAACCCACUUAAUGGUUGUGUGGCUAAUGAAGGAAUAUGGUGUUAAAGAGUCAUGGGUUAAAUUUAUGGUAAUCCCUCGUGUGGAACUUCAGAUUGGUGGGUUUAUUCCUUAUACAAAGCCAUGGUGCAUAUCAAAAAAGGGUGCGGUUCUAUUGUAUACUACCUUUGGACCAGCUCUGUAUGACCCGAAGGUAGACAGACAGAUUGGUGCAGGACAUCCUUUUUACCUUGUGUAUCCUGAUGUUAAGGGCCGCGAUAUUUGGUUCAAUCAAUGUAUUUACAUUGAGAGCCUGGUUUCACCAUGUUUUUGA
Molecule: messenger RNA, 1146 nt
Organism: Gastrolobium bilobum
Lineage: Eukaryota; Viridiplantae; Streptophyta; Magnoliopsida; Fabales; Fabaceae
Product: F-box/kelch-repeat protein At3g23880-like
Exons: 1
Coding region: 1-1146 (381 amino acids)
Molecular function (GO): protein binding
Source: RefSeq, a predicted model, not a curated record